AUGAACUAUUCGAAUCGAUUCUAUUCAUAUUCAAAAUGUGUUAGUCAUCGAAGUAAAUGGUUGCUAUCAAAUUGCGCAAAUCUAAUUUUAACUGACGUUGUUUGUCAAGAUACAUUAUCAACAAGUCGUUUAUUUUUAAAUCGUACGGGUGAGCUUUGUUCCUGCCAACAAAUGUUUGAUCCAUCAUCAUUUCAUUUAAAUAAUAAAGAAAAAUUUUUAACUUUAUUUGAAUUAAAAUAUUUACCAUCAAUUGAAACAUGUUCAACGAAUGAACAUUUAAUUUUACUUAGACAUCUUAGAUUAAGACAAUACUAUGAUAUAAAAUGUGAUGAAUUAAUUGAUAUAUGUGAAUUAACAAUUAAAGAAUCAACAACAACUGGUAAACGUUCAUUAAUGUUUUUAUUAGCUGAUUUUAUUAUUGAUAUAUUAAAUCAAAGUCCAAAAUUAGUUGAUGAUUAUUCUCAAACAAAACGAAUUAGUCUUAAACAAUAUUUAAAUAUUACACAAUGGAUGCCUGUUAUGCUCGAACGACCACAUUCAUAUCCAUCAACACUUACAUGGCAAGGUUCCAUCGAUUCCCGUCGUCCUUUUGUAACACCACGUGAAGUAUGUGAUAAAUCUCAUGCAUUUCUCGUUGGUGCAACAGCUCUUGUAUCUUCGCUUGAUUUACCUGAAUCAUUUGUUUCUGGAAUACGUUCAUCAAAUUCAUCAUCAUCAUCAAAUCGUUCAUUAAUCGAUAUGCGUGAAGUAAAACUUGAUUUAUUAAUAAAACAAUUAAAAUGUAUUGUUUUAUGUUAUUUAAAAUGUUCAUUACAUGAACAAAAAAGUGAAACAUUUGAUUAUUUAAAUUUAUGCAAACGAUUAUAUGAUGCAUUAUCAUAUAUAAAUAAUCCAAAUGACAUAUUAAAAGAAAUGCGUAUAUGUGAUUUAGUUGAAUGGAUAUGGAAUGGUUCAAAUGGUUUUUCAUCAUCAAAUCAAUUAUAUCUUAUUGAUAAGACACAUCCAUUAGCAACUUAUGUUCAAAUACUUCCAUAUGAAUUGUAUAAUUAUAGAAAAUUUUUUGAAACUAUGGGUGUUAAAUAUCAACCUGAAUCAGCUAAAUUAGAAGAAUUAUUACGUAAUCAACAAAUAUAUGAUGAAAAUUUAUUUAAAUGGAUUAAAGAUACAUAUACAACAGAUCGUCGUUUAUUGCAAAUGUUAAAUGAUCUUGAAAUAAAAGCUAAUAAACAAAUUCCAACAAAAUCUGUUCCAGAUGAACAAACACGAAUAACAUUUUCAAGUACACUAGAUUUAUCAGAUGAUAAAAUUUAUCUUUAUCUUCCAGAUAUAUUUAAUAAACAAAAUAAUGUUAAAGAGAUUGUUGUUCAAGCAUUAACAACUAUUUCAAAAGAAAAAAAAUGUCAAUUAUUAACGGAAGAAGAUUAUUUUAUACGUAAAAUGUCUGGAAAUGAAUAUCAAAAAAAUUUAUAUGAUCAUUAUCGUGCAUAUAAUGAUUUACUUUUACCUAAUUUAAAUGUUUUGCCUAAAAAUGUUAAAGAUAUUUUAGUUCUUUUUGCAUUAGAUCAUGCUGAUGCAUUAAUGUUGAAUAUUUUAAAACAACAUUGCUGUAUACCAUGUACACCAAACGGAAGAAUUUUAAAUAAACCAUCUAAAUUAAUACAUCCAUAUUGUCGUUUAGCAUCUCUUUAUUCAGAUAUUGACUCAUUAUUUCCAUAUGGUGGACAAGAUUCGUAUUUAAGAGAAGAUAGAUUAAAUGUUUUAAAAUUACUUGGCAUGAAAUGUGAUGAUAAUCUUGUAACAUGGCCUGAACUCGUUGAACGUUGCGAAUCAAUUCAACGUAUGCGUGAUUAUGAUUUAGCUCAUGAACGUUCAUUAGCACUUCUUCAAAUUCUUAAUGACAUGUUAACAUUAUCAAAUUCUAAUACCACUCGAACAUUUGAUGAAAAUGAUGACUCAUCAGAUCGUCGUUCACGUCAAUCAUCAUCAAUAUCACGUGAAAAACCAACUAAUUCUCAAACAUCAAAUGUUCAUACACAUGAAGGAUUGCAUGAUAAAGAAGCACGUUCACGUGCAUCAUUACAAUUACGUGAAUUACCUUUUAUACCAAUAAAACAACGACCUACAGAAUUAAAUGGUAUUAGUUUAACAUGGAUGGGUGAUAAAUAUAUUGGUCGAUUAUUUAAACCAAAAGAUAUUUUAUCACAACAAUAUGAACAAUUAGUUUGUUGUUCAUGGCCAAUAGCACAACAAUCAAAAAAUGCACAAGAACAAUCAAUUAUAACAAAACAAGUUGAACAUUUUCUUGGUCUUGAUGAUACAAAUAAAAUUGAAUUACGAGAUGUACUUAAGCAACUUGAUGAACUUACUAAAUUAACCGUUAUUAAUGGUCCUAGUUCAGCUACUUAUAAUCAUCAAAUCACAUCGAAAUCUAUACUUGACAUGAGUUAUUCAAUAUAUGAUUAUAUUCAAUCAUACUGUUUCCCACAUUUAAAAUCAAAUGAACAACGUACAUCAACAAUAAAAUCUAAUCAAUUAGAACAAUCUAUACGAGACGUACGAGAAUUUUUUUCUCAACGUCGUCUUAUUUAUAUGAAUGAUUCAUCAUCAACCGAUACAUAUUUAUUUUUGUCAUUGUCGCAAUUACUAUGGCACGCACCAAGUCGUACAUCAUUAUCAAAUAGUUUAAAACCAUAUUUUUAUCCGUUACCAAUAACAUUACAUAAAUAUUAUAAACAUUUUUUUCUUGAUUUAUUACAAAUUAAAAUACAAAUUGACGGUAAAGAUCUUUUAAAUAUAAUUGAACAAAUUAAAAAAAAAUAUGGAACAAAACCAAUUGAUAAAGAUGAUUUAACAUUAUUACAAAAUAUUUAUACAUUAUUAAUUGAACAAUAUUCAAAUGUUUUUAAUACAAAUAUUAUUUUACAUUUACCAAAUGUUGAUUGUGUUCUUCAUCCUGGUCCAACAUUAUUUUUUUAUCCAUUCGAACGAGAACAUAUACGUAAGUUUUAA
Messenger RNA from Rotaria sp. Silwood2, 3009 nucleotides. NCBI's taxonomy places the organism in Eukaryota, Metazoa, Rotifera, Eurotatoria, Philodinida, Philodinidae. The record is from the annotation of a GenBank genome assembly.